AUGAUUUGGCAAGGUCCAGCUUUUGCAAUUUUCAUGCAUAUUUUUGCAUAUUUAUUUAAUUCUACACUUUUGAUAAUGCUAUAUAGAAAGAAAGUAUUGUACUCCAAGGUAUACAUGUUCAACAUGAUUCUCUCGGAAAUUUUCAUGAAUCUCACUCAAAACAUUCUCGUGGAAUUCCCAUAUUUCUUCCCGCAGAAUCCAGCAUUCUAUUCAUUUCCAGCUGUGAAAAUCGUCGAGAUUUUCAGCCAAAUGGCUUAUCAAGGAAAAUUUUUCAUGGCUUUUUGAUGGCUACUCAUCGACUAUGGGUAGUGAUGGUGCCGAUUGGAAGCAAUGCGUUCUCAACAGAGAGGCUGAAAAUUUAUUUAGCUAUUGGAUGGAUCAUACUUUUCUUCCGCCAAAUGAUCAUAAUUCUUCCGAACGACUGUUAUUUCAAAAUGGAUCUCGACCAAUUUCAAGUUACAGCUGUUUGUGAGAAUCUGGAAAAUCAUCAACUUCGUAUGAAAAUUAAUUCUGCGAUGAGCGAUAUCAUACACAUGUUUAUGCCUUGGGCCUCAGUUUUCAUGAAUUUAAUUGUGUUCGCUUGCAUUAAAUUCAGAAAUCGAAAAAGUCAAAUGAUUGGAAGAAGUGGUGAAAAGACUAUGGUUAUUAAUUCGUUAGCAGUGUCGCUUCUGUUAACCACAAACUAUGUUUAUAACAAGUUUUACACAAUGCUCAAGCCGACAAUCUCCCAGCAGUCCGAUGAACUUCAGUCCGCCCUCAGCUUCUUCAACCUGUACGGGUGUUCAUGCUUCAAUCUUCUCGUUUAUUUUGUUCUAGACCCCACAAAUCGGCAAACUGUAAUUUGCACAAUUACCAAUAGAAAAUCAAAUAUGACUUCGGGAAGUGUUGUGACUGUUUUUUAA
Messenger RNA from Caenorhabditis elegans, 902 nucleotides. The record is from the annotation of a RefSeq genome assembly. NCBI's taxonomy places the organism in Eukaryota, Metazoa, Nematoda, Chromadorea, Rhabditida, Rhabditidae.